AUGCAGCAGGGCAGCGUGGGUGGCUGCGACGAGGACUCCGGCGCGACGAGUCCUCCGGCGAGAUCGCCUUCCGGUUUCGCGAUCAAGAGCGAGCCCGCGGAUAGGAACGACGUGAGGAUUAAGGUCGAGAUGCCCGAGCCCACGGAGGAUUAUCAGCGACAACCGGGCAACGAGAAUUAUCGCUACGGCGAGAAGAAGCCGGGAUACGUCCCGGACCUUCUCGGGACUCAGUGCCAGCCACCUGGGUAUCGUCCCGUGGGACUGCCCAACUCUUUCGGCUUCCCGCCCUUCUACGGGCAUCAUCAUCCGGCGAUGAUGCCCUUCCCGGCCGGACGUCCUUCGCCGGACGGGCCGAUCGGCAAAAUCGCCGACGGUCACGAGCAACAACAACCGGUGUCCUCGCACCCUUACGGCAGGAUGCCGCCGAUCCCCAACGAUGGUUUUCUUCAGGAGCAUCAUCACAGGAGCUUCGACGCAGGCGACUUCCAACACGCCGGAAUGCCGUACCCGGGUUUCCGGCCCACCAUGCGCUCGUCGUACGGCAAUCAUCAUCAUCAUCAUCAUCACCAUCAUCAUCAUCAGCAGCAGCAGAACAACAGCGCAUACAACAGAAGCCACUAUCACCCGGCCAGGCAACGUAAGUGGAGCAGUACCGCGUUCCGGGGACUGCAUCCGCCGAUGCCUAUACUGUAUCUAGAAACUAUACAACACUGA
Molecule: messenger RNA, 714 nt
Organism: Nylanderia fulva
Lineage: Eukaryota; Metazoa; Arthropoda; Insecta; Hymenoptera; Formicidae
Source: RefSeq, a predicted model, not a curated record